UAUUGUAUAUACUUUAAUUUAUUUAUUACUUAUAUUUAUAUCCGAAUUAAGGAAGGAGACGAAUGGAAAAUAGUAUUUUAUAUAUUUUAUAAAUAUUAUAAAUACUUUGUUAUACCCUUUGGGUUAAUUAAUAUACCUACAAUAUUUUAA
Neurospora tetrasperma FGSC 2508 is the source of this 150-nucleotide messenger RNA. RefSeq lists its product as uncharacterized. The record is from RefSeq and is a predicted model, not a curated record. The transcript has a single exon. The annotation marks the transcript as partial. NCBI's taxonomy places the organism in Eukaryota, Fungi, Ascomycota, Sordariomycetes, Sordariales, Sordariaceae.